Miniopterus natalensis is the source of this 2470-nucleotide messenger RNA. RefSeq names its product origin recognition complex subunit 3 (gene ORC3). Gene Ontology annotation, molecular function: DNA replication origin binding. NCBI's taxonomy places the organism in Eukaryota, Metazoa, Chordata, Mammalia, Chiroptera, Miniopteridae. Gene Ontology annotation, biological process: DNA replication; DNA replication initiation. Gene Ontology annotation, cellular component: nuclear pre-replicative complex; DNA replication preinitiation complex; nuclear origin of replication recognition complex. The record is from RefSeq and is a predicted model, not a curated record.
GAGUUUCUGGCUUGCAGGGAACCGCUGGGUCCAUGGCCACCUCCUCGGUGUCCAAGGGCUGCUUUGUGUUUAAGCCAAAUUUCAAGAAGAGAAAGAUCUCUGAGCCAGUAGAGGAAUAUUUUAAUAAAGGGAAAAAUGAGUCUGAGGACAGUAAGCUUCGAUAUGAAACUUAUCAGUUGAUAUGGCAGCAGAUGAAAUCUGAAACUGAGCAAUUGCAAGAGGAAUUAAAUAAAAACCUGUUUGACAGUCUAAUCAAAUUUCUGCAAAAGUCUCAUUCUGGAUUCCAGAAGAAUUCAAGAGACUGGGGCUGUCAAAUAAAACUCAGUGAAAUUCCAACUGCUGCUCUUAUUCUAGGUGUGAAUGUAACAGAUCAUGAUUUUAUAUUCAGAAGUCUAACAGAAACCCUUCAGAAUAAUGUCACUCCAUAUGUAGUCUCAUUGCAAGCUAGAGACUGUCCAGAUAUAAAACAUUUUUUGCAAAAGCUGUUCUCACAGUUGAUGGACUGCCGUGUAGAUGUGGAAUCCAAAGAGGAGGAAAAAGACAUCCAUAAAAAGACACAUUGUUCAAUGGAUUCUCUUUCCAGUUGGUAUAUGAAUGUCACACAGAAUACAGACCCAGGAAAGCCAGGGAAAAAGAGGACUUCUAGCCACUGGCACUCUCCUCCCGUUGUGCUUAUCUUAAAGAACAUGGAAAGCUUCACCACAAAAGUACUCCAAGACUUCAUAAUUAUCAGCAGUCAACAUCUACAUGAAUUUCCACUAAUACUCAUUUUUGGAAUUGCCACAUCUCCUGUUAUCAUCCAUCGGUUGCUUCCUCAUGCAGUAUCGUCUCUGUUGUGUAUAGAAAUAUUCCAGUCUAUGUCUUGCAAGGAGCACCUGAGUACGGUUCUUGAUAAGCUACUUCUUACAACUCAGUUUCCCUUUAAACUAAGUGAAAAAGUGUUACAGAUUCUGACCAGCAUCUUUUUGUAUUAUGAUUUCUCAAUUCAGAACUUUAUAAAAGGACUUCAGCUUUCUUUAUUAGAGCAUUUCUAUUCCCAGCCCCUCAGUGUUCUGUGCUGUAAUCUUCCGGAAGCCAAGAGAAGAAUAAAUUUUUUAUCAGAUAAUCAAUGUGAAAACAUCCGACGUCUUCCAUCAUUUAGGAGGUACGUGGAAAAGCAAGCUGCAGAAAAGCAAGUUGCACUAUUGACCAAUGGGAGAUUUUUGAAGGAGGAAACAGAAUCAUUACUAGAAAACUUGCAUGUGUACCAUACAAAUUAUUUUCUAGUUUUGAAAUGUCUUCAUCAGUUCACUUCUUCUCUUCCCAAGUACCCAUUGGGUCGACAGAUCAGAGAGCUGUACUGCACAUGUUUAGAAAAGAACAUAUGGGAUUCAGAGGAGUAUGUGUCGGCCUUGCAGCUGCUGAGAAUGUUGGCAAAGGAUGAACUGAUGACCAUACUUCAGGAAUGUUUCAGAGUUUUAAAGUCCUCUCCUGAAGAGCAGCUUGGCGGCACAGCAAAGAGGGUAGAGGAGCUCCUGGCCCAGUUUCGGAGCCUUGAUGAAGUCAGAGAGGAGGAAGAUGCUUCUGGGUCACAGUCCAGGGAGCUUCAGAAGACAGACCUGUAUCAUCUUCAGAAGUCCUUAUUGGAGAUGAAAGAGUUAAGAAGAACUGGUAAGAAGCUGACCAAGUUUGAAGUCCUGAGAGGAAAAGUUGUGAACUUCAUUGACAGUCUGGUGAGAGAAUACCUUCUGCCUCCAGAGACACAGCCUCUGCAUGAGGUGGUUUACUUCACGGCCGCCCACACCCUUCACGAGCACCUGAGUGCUGCUCCGCGGAUGGCCCUCCACACCGCACUCAACAACCCUUACUAUUAUCUCAAGAAUGAAGCACUGAAAAGUGAAGAAGGCUGCAUUCCAAAUAUCGCCCCAGAUAUCUGCAUAGCAUAUAAACUGCACCUCGAGUGCAGCAGGCUCAUCAACCUUGUGGACUGGUCCGAGGCUUUUGCAACAGUUGUAACAGCUGCUGAAAAAAUGGAUGCCAAUUCUAUAACCUCAGAAGAAAGGAAUGAAAUUAUCCAUGCUCGGUUUAUUAGAGCUGUUUCUGAACUAGAACUUCUAGGAUUUGUAAAACCUACCAAACGGAAGACUGACCACGUGGCAAGGCUAACAUGGGGAGGCUGCUAGAAAGCAAAUGAAUGAAGCCAGAAGGACCCCACUUAGCUUAAGAGAAAAGGGAGGCCAGUCAUAAAUAGAUACUACUAAAGGAAGACAAAUGUGUAAUCCCCAUGUGAUGUUUAACCAGAAAGUAGACUGUUAAUCCCAGACAGGAAUGUUUCAGAACACCUUUGGAGUCCUUUAGAAGCCAACAAAUAAGAUGCUUAUAUUGCAGCUAAAACCUCUCUCACAUUGUCACUGUAAUCUUCAUGUCAUUAAUAAACUGUUCUUGAACAUAGUAUAUAAAUGUAAUAAAUCUCUUUACUCAGGAUUAUAAA